CACCGCACGAGUGCGACAGCGAGCCUGAGUGCUGCUGCCUUCUGUCAUACAUGGCGCCUCUGACAAGAGCGGCUGGCGCUGCCAGAAGUAAUGGUAGCUUUAAUUUCGCACAGGCUCCUCAACCCGCGUCAUCGAAUGAACCUGAAGUGAUCGAGAUCGACGAUGACGACGACGAAGAAGAUCAAGAAGAUCAAGAAGAUGAAGUAAGCGAUGAGGAGGUCGAAGACGACGAAGAUGAAAUGGUAGACGACGAAGACGAAAUAGUUGAAGACGAGGAUGAAGAAGAUGAGGACGAGGAGCCUGACGAGGGGCCCGAGGAAGAAACGAAUGGAGUGGACGCUACAUACGAGAAUCCAAAAGCGAAACUGAAGGAGAACCGUCAAGAUGUCCGCAUGUCGACACCGGACCUCUUCACCUCCGCAGGCGUUCAACAGGCCUUACACCCUCUGCGCCGUACAGCUGAUCGCGUUACACGCCAGAUCGAGGCAUUUGCAGAGAAGCUAGAUCGCUUUAAACAACAUGAGCAUCGCCCCAACGAUAUUAGCAGUUUCCAGGCCGCAUACCAACUUGUCAAGAGCUACCAGGUCAUCGCAGAGGAUCAGAUCCAAGGGAUUACAAGGCAAAACACUCUAAAGCGCGCAAAGUCUGGGUGGAGAGCUAGCCGUGACUCGCAGGACGGAAUUGGUAGUCCUAAGACUGAGGAGGAGCUGAAACGACUACAAUUGGAGGCUGAUACUUGGGACCUUUUGCUGAACUUCCUAAGUGUCGACGAUCCCGCUACCCGUGCGCAUUCUACAAGCGCGCAAGAAACAGCUUUCCAGCAUCUGCAUCGGUAUUCUACGGAUCGCGAAGUAUGGGAGCAGUUCCUCUCAGCUGAUCGAUUCGCUUCGGAGUGUGUUAUCGUUAUGAAGUGGCUUGAGCAAACUGCUAGGGCAUCUAGCAAUGAUAUCGACUCCCUGAUCGCCGAUUUGGAGGCACAGGCGGAAAGAGGACAGGGAUUGUGGGCUCACGGUUGGCUCUAUACCAAGGAAACAAUCAAAGGCCAAAAACGGUUACGCGCAUGGCCUCAGCCGCUUGAGCCAGACGAUCCAGGACUUAUUCGCUCCCUCCUGGGCUCGGAAAAUCGUCAACCUCUAGUUACGCAAUUAGACCCGGAUGCGAUAACUAGACAGAAACAUGGCCUUGAAAAGCAGGAUCAAUUCUUCGAACGGGCAACUUGGUUGACUUGCUGGAAAAUGCUGAGAGAAGGCCAGAGUUGGAGCAAAAUCCGAGAAUGGUCGCAGGAGCGCCUGGAAAGCUGGCGAGCCGUUAGUUUGUGUGGUUCGAACAUCGACACACAAUCAAAAACCAGUCAAGAAGAUGAUGGAAUGACUCGAAUGAUGAACUGCCGGUCCCACGAAUCCUGGAGGACUGCCUGCUCAGCACUAGCUCAGAAUCAAAACACGGAAGACUUUGAGCGAGCUGUUUACGCGCUACUCGCGGGUGAGACUGAGCCUGCAUACAAGGUCUGUCAGAGCUGGGAUGAUUAUCUCUAUGUCUUCUACAACCAUGUUCUGCUGUCGCGUUACCAGGGAUUCUGCAAGCAGUUCCAACGGAAACUGAACCAUCCUGCGAACGGCAAUGUAGCCUUCUUGCCAGAGCCUGAAGCAUAUGACGAAGUUCGCAAGUUCCUGGAAACAGUCAAGGGUCAUGAGCGCAUCAGCGUCGAAGCUCGAAACCCUUAUCGCACUAUUCAAAGCGCCAUCUUAUGCAAGGACUAUGAUUCAUUUUUUGUUGCCUUUGCAAAUGCAGUUUCUAAAGUCGCCACGACCUCGGAGUCUGAUCUCGUGCCUGACCUCUCGCCCACGCAUGUGGAAGAUUCUGCUCUUAUUGCAGCCAAAGACCAGGACUCUCUGCGAAUUGCGACACAUUUAUAUGUGAUUGCAAAAUCGCUUGGUUACGCUCGCGCAGAUUCUCACUUCUCUCAGACUGCAGCCGUGACCUUGAUAGGAUACAUCGACUUCCUGCAGAAGGUGCACUUGGUGGACCUCAUAGCGUCCUAUGCCUCUCUUCUUCCGGCUCCUCUAGCGCACUCCGUACUUGCUAGAGUGCUGAUUGACGUUGUCGACCCUAGAGAGCGAAAGAUCCAGGCCCGGUCAAUGCAUAAGCAUAAGAUUGACAUGCAGGCUGUACUACGCACUCAGUGGGAAUGGGUCCUCAGCGACGCUAUGCAGGUAGAAGAUGUAAACUCCACUAUCCGUCUUUCCAAGAGCGUCCGGGGCGGCGACGGUUAUAAGGAGUUGGCGCCGGUGAAGAAGAAUUUUGUCGGAAAGUAUGUGUCUCCUGAAGACGAACGAACAAUUCGUUGUCUUGAGUGGCACCGCUACCUUGAAGACCAGUGGCAGCGUAUAUGCCAACUCGGCACAUUGUUGUACAAGAGAUUUUACGCUUCUGGGUCUCUUGCGGCAGCUCGUGAGCUAUCCAGGCGCAUGAGAUUAUCCGACAUCUCCCGGGAGAUACUGGGCAUUGAUGUCGCGGACGUACCCCUUCUCGAUGAGGAUGGUGCCGGAAUACCAGCCUCAGAACCCGCUAGCCCGGUGAAGACAAGCCCAUCGAAGAAGUCAAGUCGUUCGAAGAACCAAGCAACGAACGGUCUACAGUCUCGUAGUCGCCAAGCGAUCAUGUAUGAACAGUCUCAGAUGAUGCGCGAAUUUGAGCGACUUAUUCUGGUCUUUGACGCCUUGGAGGAUUUCGCCGUGACCUAUGAAGACUUUGAACAGAACAAGACUUCAGGAGAGCCUACUGCAGUACACGAAUUGAGAAACAAUCUGCAAGUCCUACUUGACCAGCUUACCGAGCAUAUCAACUACCUAUGCGACGAUUGGCUUAUUCAGGCUCGGGAUGGUGAGUAUAAUAGCAGAUUCCCCGUUGCACCUUCAUGCUCUUGCUUAUUUUCUCCUGUUGCAGAACUCGAGGAGACUCAAUUGGAGUACAUCCGCAGCACUUAUCUACCGGAGGUCUUCCUUUACUACCACAAUGCUCUUUAUUUUGCGGGCCAUUCACUCUCUGGCGAGUUCCUAGUUGAAUGCGUGAAUCUUUCCACGGUCAUUGCAGGCAACCCUAGUUUGACUAGCAGUUUCGUAUCUGCGGGCCGCAUGUGCGAGCUGGUAGAUGCGUUGGCUUUGUCGAGUACGGCACUUGUGAAUACCCCAACACCUAAAAACAAAAAGAAGCUUGCACAUGGAGCGAGAUUCGACAUCUGGAAGAUCAAGCUUGAAGGCGACGAUCCGACUGCAAUCUUCCGCCAACCCUGAUGACGAUACGCGGUUUGUCUUUGUUGUUGCAAUUGAAUCGUGCCGCCAGGCGGCGUAGAAUUGAAUAUGGAGGGGUCAGACAUCUGCGGUAUUGGAAGGAGCACUGCCGUGACUGCA
Molecule: messenger RNA, 3410 nt
Organism: Paecilomyces variotii
Lineage: Eukaryota; Fungi; Ascomycota; Eurotiomycetes; Eurotiales; Thermoascaceae
Product: 107-domain-containing protein
Exons: 5
Coding region: 51-3293 (1080 amino acids)
Biological process (GO): regulation of DNA-templated transcription; post-transcriptional tethering of RNA polymerase II gene DNA at nuclear periphery; protein import into nucleus
Cellular component (GO): nuclear pore outer ring; nuclear pore
Molecular function (GO): structural constituent of nuclear pore
Source: RefSeq, a predicted model, not a curated record